CUGGAGGAACUCUGGGUUUAUAUGGUUUCAAGCAUCAUCGAGCUCUGUCGUAGAAAGGAGCAGAGAUUUUUUCCGGUUCUGGAUUUGGGAGAUAGAUUAGAGAUGAAUAUGAGUGGUUUGGGAUGGGACGAUGAAGAGAAAUCGGUGGUUAGUGCCGUUUUAGGAAACCUAGCUUCUGAUUUUCUUAGAGCGAAUUCAAAUUCGAAUCAGAAUCUGUUUCUGGUUAUGGGAACUGACGAUAGCCUGAACAAGAAGCUCACUAGCCUCGUUGAUUGGCCAAACUCGGAGAAUUUCAGCUGGAACUACGCGAUUUUCUGGCAACAAACCAUGUCUAGAUCCGGACAUCAAGUCCUAGGUUGGGGAGAUGGUUCUUGUCGAGAGCCUAACGAGGAAGAGGAAUCGAGAUUGCUCAGGGGUUAUAACUGCAACGGCCUUGGGUUAGAGGAAGAGAGAUGGCAAGAUAUGAGGAAGAGAGUGUUGCAGAAGCUUCAUAGGUUGUUUGGUGGAUCUGAUGAAGACGAUUACGCUCUGAGCUUAGAGAAAGUUACAGCUACAGAGAUCUUCUUCUUGGCUUCCAUGUAUUUCUUCUUCAACCACGGAGAAGGAGGCCCUGGGAGGUGUUACGCCUCAGGGAAACACGUGUGGCUCUCUGAUGCGGUUAACUCUGAUUCCGAUUACUGUUUCAGGUCUUUCAUGGCGAAAUCCGCGGGAAUCAGAACGAUCGUUAUGGUUCCUACCGAUGCUGGUGUUCUCGAGCUUGGUUCCGUUUGGUCUUUGCCUGAGAAUGUUGAGCUGGUUAUCUCUGUUCAAGCCUUGUUCAUGAGGAGAGUUCCUUUGAUGGUGAAUUCAGCAAACACAAACUUGACCGGAGGAGGAGGAGGGAUUCACAAGCUUUUCGGGCAGGAGCUGAAUAACUCGGAACAUGGAGCUCAUCAACAUUUGGAUGAGAGGUUCGUGACUCGUCAGUCUUGGGAAGGGUAUAGCAACAAAGGCUACACACCUCAGAGAGUAGAUGUGAAAGCUCAAGUCGUUGUAGACGAUAACAGUUACAAGAUUCAGAUGGAGUCUGUAGCAGCUUCUUCGAAUCCUUCUACAAACACUCAGCUGGAAAAGUCAGAUUCUUGUACCGAGAAGAAACCAGUAAGCUUGUUGGUAGGAGGAGGAGCAGGAGCAGUUUCUGUUGUCGACGAGAAGAGACCGAGGAAGCGAGGGAGGAAGCCUGCGAACGGAAGAGAAGAGCCACUGAACCACGUGGAAGCUGAGAGACAGAGACGCGAGAAGCUCAACCAGAGAUUCUACGCUUUACGCUCGGUGGUUCCAAACAUUUCUAAAAUGGACAAAGCCUCUCUUCUUGGAGACGCCAUCUCUUACAUCAAAGAGCUUCAAGAGAAAGUAAAGACCAUGGAAGCUGAGAGAGUCAGAACAGAGAGCAGCAGCUUACCGGAAGAAAGUCCAGAAGUUGACAUUCAAACUGUGAACAACGAAGAGGUUGUUGUGAGAGUAACCUCACCCUUGGAUUCACAUCCAGCAUCAGGAAUCGUACAAGCUAUGAGAAACUCAGAGGUUAGCUUAAUGGAGUCUAAGCUAUCAUUAGCUGAAGAGACUGUGUUUCACACUUUUGUGAUCAAGUCUCAUAACGGGUCGGAUCCAUUGACGAAAGAGAAGCUUAUAGCUGCGGUUUACACGCAGAAGCCAUUACCGUCUUCUAGCUCACAGACGACGUCGAAGGAAGACAAUGAAGAAGACGACUCGUGGAAGGACUGGGGGAAGAAAGCCUCGACGCCGGAAUUCGAUCCGCCUCCGGAUUUCUCCAACAUGGGAUUCGAACAGAUCCAAGCGGAAAUGGCUAAACGAACUUUCGGACCUGUCGUCGGAUUCGUCAAGCUCCGGUUAGGCGUCCGCCGUACUAAGGAUAUGGUGGUGGAGAUUGCUAUGAAAUGGACAAAAGUUCUGAGAACAGGAGGGGUCGGAGUAAGAUUCAUGGCCGUAGAUCGAAGCACGGUGAUGUUCAAUAUGCAAAGUGGCAAGGAAGUGAAUGAGCUUAAGCGAAGGCAAAGCCAGAGCCAAGAAGAAGCGUGUUGCAAGUUUCUUCAUUCCUAAUGAAGUUAGUUUGACGCUACGUUAAACAUACCCAACCAAUCAAAUAUAUUUUCAGGUAUACUAAUAUAUUUUUCAACCGACUUUUUUUUUCGUUUUCACUAAAUUUUUAAACUUAAAUCAAAUAUAUUUUCAGAUAUAUUAUAUAUUUUUUAACCGAUUUUUUUUUGUUUUAACUAAAUUUUAAAAUUUAAAUCAAAUAUAUUUUCAGAUAUACUAUAUAUUUUUCAAC
Messenger RNA from Thlaspi arvense, 2329 nucleotides. NCBI's taxonomy places the organism in Eukaryota, Viridiplantae, Streptophyta, Magnoliopsida, Brassicales, Brassicaceae. The record is from the annotation of a GenBank genome assembly.